AUGUCUUUGCAGUAUGAUAGCCUGUCUGCCGUGUCACUUUUGCAGCGGUACUUGCAGUCUGUCAAGCAUGCACAACCUUUGUGUGAACAUCUAUCACAAGUGCUGACGAGGAUUUCUGAGCGAAUCAACACAGAUUCAGAGCUUGAGAUGCAAUGGCCGGGCCUUUUGCAGGAUCUCAAACAUUUCGUUCCAGAAGCCAAGGCUACAAAAGGAGCCAGGCUGAUGAAUAAGGCAGUACAGUAUAUGUUUGGAGAAACACUACUUGUGAGACAAAGCAAGAGGAGUAUGUGUCUUCAUUGGAAGAGUCACUUCAAAAAGUGGAAGCUGAUGACCUGUGCCAGAUUCGCUCCAUUUUCCGCCGUGCAGUGGCUGCAUUGUCUCCACCUCAGUGUAUGUCCGAAGGUGCUGCACAGAUAG
Molecule: messenger RNA, 417 nt
Organism: Durusdinium trenchii
Lineage: Eukaryota; Dinophyceae; Suessiales; Symbiodiniaceae
Source: the annotation of a GenBank genome assembly